Messenger RNA from Talaromyces marneffei, 1104 nucleotides. RefSeq lists its product as uncharacterized. Gene Ontology annotation, biological process: aromatic amino acid biosynthetic process. The record is from RefSeq and is a predicted model, not a curated record. The transcript has 3 exons. Gene Ontology annotation, molecular function: 3-deoxy-7-phosphoheptulonate synthase activity. Gene Ontology annotation, cellular component: cytoplasm. Lineage: Eukaryota; Fungi; Ascomycota; Eurotiomycetes; Eurotiales; Trichocomaceae. The coding region runs from base 1 to 1104 and encodes 367 amino acids.
AUGCCUCUUGUCAAACCCCAAACAGAACAAAACGACGAUACCCGCGUCCUGGGUUACGAUCCUCUCCUCUCCCCUCAUUACCUCCAGACUCAAAUUCCCUCGCCCGCCAGAUCAGUCGAAACCGUCAAAUCAGGCCGCAACCAGGCCAUCGAAAUCAUCGAACAGCGCGAUGACCGUCUCCUCGUCGUCGUAGGACCUUGCUCCAUCCACGACCCCGAAACCGCCAUCGAAUAUGCUCAUCGCCUCAAAGCGCUCUCCGACAAACUCGCCGGCGACCUCUGCAUCAUCAUGCGCGCUUACCUUGAGAAGCCUCGCACAACAGUAGGAUGGAAAGGCCUCGUCAACGAUCCUGAUAUCAACGAAUCCUUCAACAUCAACAAGGGCCUUCAAGUUUCGAGGAAGUUGUACGCAGAUCUGACCAGUCUCGGAGUCCCGAUUGCCAGUGAAAUGCUCGAUACCAUCUCCCCCCAGUAUCUAGCCGAUCUGAUCUCCGUGGGCGCCAUCGGCGCACGAACCACUGAAUCCCAACUGCACCGCGAGUUGGCAUCCGGUCUCAGUUUCCCCAUCGGAUACAAGAACGGCACAGACGGUAACUUGGGAGUUGCCAUUGACGCUAUUGGCGCCGCAUCGCAUCCUCACCAUUUCCUUGGCGUCACCAAGGAAGGUCUUGCCGCUAUUACCAAAACCUCUGGAAAUGAGCACGGCUUCGUGAUUCUCCGUGGCGGUACAAAGGGUACCAACUACGACCGGGAAAGCAUCAAGGCCGGCCGCGAGGCUUUGCGUUCCCGCAAACAACGCGAGAUCAUGAUGGUGGACUGCUCGCACGGAAACUCCAAGAAGAAUCAUCGCAACCAACCCCUCGUCGCAAAGGAGGUCUCGGACCAAUUGCGUGAGGGCGAAACCGCCAUUAUCGGUGUGAUGAUUGAGUCGAAUAUCAACGAAGGAAACCAAAAGGUUCCACCUGAGGGACCAUCCGGCCUCAAAAAGGGUGUUAGUAUUACUGAUGCCUGUAUUGAUUGGGAGUCGACUGUGGUUGUGCUUGAGGAUUUGGCUGAGGCGGUUCGUGCGCGUCGGGCUGUCGUUAAGAGUAAUGGAAGUGCUUAG